GUUCGAUCGUUACCAAAUACCAUACAAUGCAGUAACGGAAAAAUUACAGGUUGUCGAAUUCUACGAUAAAAAAGCCAAUCAAGUAUCAGUUAAUGAUGAGAGUCAUUAAAUUAUUACGAUGAAUCUUAUAUGAUGGUACCUUCACAAGUUUAGUUUUUUAGUUGGUGUACUUGUUGCAGUUAUUACUCCUUAUAACAUUUAAAAUAUGAGUUUUCGUGUUCAAUAUUUACCGUUUGCUUUAGUUGGUUUGGUCUUUGGCACUACUAUUAUAACCUUCUAUUUAUCCUACGUAAAAUAUGAACAUGUAACAUAUAUGUUGCCUUAUAUCAGUGACACUGGCACAUAUCCUCCUGAAAGUUGCAUUUUUGGACAAGCCUUAAAUUUAGCCUCAAUUUUAAUUAUAUUUGCAAUCUACCUCAAAUACCUGCAAGUAAACGAAAUGCAUCAAAAACACCACAUAGAAGAAAAAUAUCACCUCAAUAAAAUAACUGCUGCCUUUGGAGUAAUGGCAGGUGUUGGAGUUAAUGUAGUAGCCAAUUUCCAAGAAACUAACUGCUUUGCUAUACAUUGGACCGGGGCUAUUCUGACGUUUGGUGGUGGAGCUAUCUAUUUGUGUUUACAGUCGUUGCUAUACAUGAAUAUAUCUCCUGUAAUUGGUCAAAGAAAAACCACAAUGUUCAGGAUAGUUUUGGCUAUAAUAGCUUUGUUAUCUUGUGUGAUUUUUAUUGCGGCUGCUUUUGUAGCGUAUGGAAACUUUGAAGGGGAUGAUAUGACCAAGUGGAAACAAACUGACGGGGGCUACGAAGCUCAUCAAAUAAGUACGAAUGCAGAAUGGGUUUGUGCCACAUCUAUAAUGAUCUUUGUAUCUUUGUUUUACGAAGAAUUUAAAAAUAUUAUCGUGAACCCAGUAACGAUUGCUAUAAUAGAAGAACCGAGUGAUAAAAUAUAAUAUGUUACACAAAUAAAUUUUCUAUAAAAAAAAUUGCGGUUAAAAUCUACUACUUUGAAAAUCUAAAAAUAUAGAAAUUCUGUCCCAG
Ceutorhynchus assimilis (cabbage seed weevil) is the source of this 1037-nucleotide messenger RNA. Lineage: Eukaryota; Metazoa; Arthropoda; Insecta; Coleoptera; Curculionidae. The record is from the annotation of a GenBank genome assembly.